Messenger RNA from Paramecium pentaurelia, 410 nucleotides. The record is from the annotation of a GenBank genome assembly. Lineage: Eukaryota; Ciliophora; Oligohymenophorea; Peniculida; Parameciidae.
AUGGGAUCUGAAGAGGGGAAUGAGACAUAAUAAUUUUUAGUGAAUAGGAAUUCUAAUAUAUAAAAAAUCAAGUAUUAAAUUUAUGUAAAUGAAUAAUAUAUAUUUAGGAUUUGUUUGAAAUAUUAUAAUUGAAGGAUAUUAAAAUAUCAAAUCUAACUAAAGAGUAUAUGGAAGCUAUGCUAUUUAAAUAAAAUACUCAAAUACCUAAAGUUUUUUAAUAGAUUAAUUUAUUUUUUGUGAUAAUGUGUGAAAUUUAUUUAAUAUUAUAAAAUUUAUAUGAAAAAUUACUAUGUAAUAAAUUGACUAAGAUAAAAAGUGUAUCUUAAUUGAAUUAAGAUUAAAUGAUGAAUAAAUGUAAUUAAGAAAAAAUAAUAAUUAAAAAGUAAACUAUAACAAAAGAUUAAAGUUGA